This is a messenger RNA of Neurospora hispaniola, 2947 nucleotides long. RefSeq names its product DNA ligase. The record is from RefSeq and is a predicted model, not a curated record. The coding region runs from base 81 to 2858 and encodes 925 amino acids. Gene Ontology annotation, molecular function: DNA ligase (ATP) activity; ATP binding; DNA binding. NCBI's taxonomy places the organism in Eukaryota, Fungi, Ascomycota, Sordariomycetes, Sordariales, Sordariaceae. Gene Ontology annotation, cellular component: nucleus; mitochondrion. The transcript has 4 exons. Gene Ontology annotation, biological process: DNA recombination; DNA biosynthetic process; DNA repair.
GAGGACGAAGAAAUUACGCUAGUUACGCUAUACAUAACAACAACAUCACGACGAACAAUCCCAGAAAUACCGGCACAAAAAUGCCUCCCAAGCAGCAGCAAACGUUGGGAAAGUUCUUCGGCAAGGCAGACGCCCCGGCGGGUGGGAAACAGCAGACAAAAUUGUCUUUUGGCACGAAAGCGACGUUGACAUCCUCAAAGACGAAGGAAGAACCCAAAAAGGACGAGAUUGGCAGCGGAGAUGGGGGACACGAAGAGGUAGAGAAGAAGGUGGAGGAGAUGAAGAUCAAGGAUAAGAGUCCUGCCAAGACGGGGAGGGGGAGGGGAAGGCCGGCUAAGGGGAAGGAAGUUGCUAAGGAGACAACUAAGGAGAAAAGCAAGGCAGAGGAGGACGAGGAUGUGAUGGAGGUCGUGGAGGAGGUGAAGGAGGAGACAGGCAACAAGAAGAAAAGGUCACGAUCACCAACGACCAAAAGCCCCAAGUCGAAAAAGGCCAAGACCGACGAGGACUCAGACGAUGUUAUUGCGCCUGCCAGCAAGCGGUCGAGGAGAAGCCGCAAGGUGGUUGAAGACGACGAUGACGAAGUCAUGGAGGAUGUUCCCGCGUCUUCUGCGCCGGUGAAGGAGGAGAAGAGCAAAAAAGCAGCCUCACCCAAGCCCGCACUAAAAAAGAAGAGUUCCUCUCCCGCGCGGGUAGAGAAGCCAAACGACGAGGAGGCAUCCUCAGCAUCCGCAUCCGAAAUCGAAGCCGAAGAGGAAGAGGAAGACGAGGACGAAAAGACCGAAGCAGUUGCCAAAGAGGCCCGCAAGGUCAUCCAGACCACACUCGCAACCAAGGUCAAGGACCCCUACCCAGACUGGAAGGCCGGCGAGCCUGUUCCUUAUGCCGCCCUCUGCACGACAUUUUCGCUUAUUGAACAGACGCGGAAGAGACUACUCAUCAUGGAGUACUGCUCUCUUUUCCUGCGCCAAGUCCUCCGUCUUACGCCCGACGACCUGCUGCCUACCGUUCUGCUCAUGAUCAACAAGCUUGCGCCGGAUUAUGCAGGUAUCGAGCUGGGCAUUGGCGAGUCGCUCAUCAUGAAGGCUAUCGGCGAAACUACAGGCCGUAGCAUCGCUGUUGUCAAGAACGACCAGAAGGAGAUUGGUGAUUUGGGGCUGGUGGCCGUCAAGUCGAGAUCGAAGCAACCGACCAUGUUCAAGCCCAAACCGUUGACCAUUCGCGGUGUGCAUAAGGGUUUGAUGGAUAUCGCUACGACGAUGACGGGCACGGGCGCUCAGCAGAAGAAGGUGGAUGGUAUCAAGAAGCUUUUGUCGGCUGCAGAUGCGAAUUCAACUGGCAAGGUGGACAUCACAAAGGAGAAGGGCGGGCCGAGCGAGGCCAAGUUCAUCGUCCGGUUCCUAGAGGGUAAGUUGCGGUUGGGACUAGCAGAGAAGUCCGUCAUUGUCUCCCUGGCGCAAGCCAUGAUUGCACAUGAGUUCGCGCAAAAGGGGAAAAUCCCCAGCGAAUCCGACUUCAGCAAAGCCGAGUCGAUCCUCAAGACCGUCUACAGCGAGCUGCCCAGCUACGACGUCAUCAUCCCCGCCAUGCUCCAGCACGGCAUCAUGAACCUUCGCGAGCACUGCAAGCUUCGCCCGGGUGUGCCGCUCAAGCCCAUGCUGGCUAACCCGACCAAGGCCAUCACGGAGGUGCUCGAUCGCUUCGAGGGCCAGACGUUCACGUGCGAGUACAAGUACGACGGCGAGAGAGCGCAGAUCCAUUACGUGGCCAAGGACGCGCCCAAGAGCGAAGGCGACCUCAGCCAGGUCGCUAGCAAGGACACUGGUAAAGGUGUUGCGGCUAUUUUUUCACGCAACUCGGAGGAUUUGUCACAGAAGUACCCGGAUGUGCUCGCGAAGCUGCCGACCUGGGUCAAGGAAGGCACCAAGAGUUUUGUGCUGGAUUGCGAGUCCGUGGCGUGGGACACAGUCGAUAAGAAGGUGUUGCCGUUCCAGCAGCUGAUGACGCGGAAGAAGAAGGAUGUCAAGCUGGAGGAUGUCAAAGUCAAAGUGUGCGUGUUUGCGUUUGACUUGUUGUAUCUGAACGGCCAGGCGGUGGUGGAGAAAAGCCUGAGGGAACGGAGGGAGUUGUUAAGGGAGGCGUUCAAGCCUGUGGAGGGCGAGUUUGCGUUUGCGACCAGCAUGGAUGGGCAGGAGCUGGAUGAGAUUCAGACUUUUCUGGAUGAGUCCGUGAAGGCGGGUUGUGAAGGGUUGAUGGUCAAGAUGUUGGAUGGCGCGGAGAGUGGGUACGAGCCGUCUAAAAGGAGUCGGAACUGGUUGAAGAUCAAAAAGGAUUACCUAGCCGGCAUAGGCGACUCGCUCGACCUUGUCGUUCUUGGCGCCUACCACGGCAAAGGCAAGCGCACCUCCGUCUUUGGCGCCUUCCUUUUAGCCUGCUACAACCCUAGCACCGACACCUACGAAACGGUCUGCAACAUCGGCACGGGCUUCUCCGAUGAAGUUCUACAGGAACUCCACUCUUCUUUAUCGCCCAUCAUCAUCGACCGGCCCAAGCCCUUUUACGCGCACUCCUCGGGUGGGCAACACCAGCCUGACGUCUGGUUCGAACCGAAGUACGUAUGGGAGGUCAAGACGGCCGAUCUGACGCUUAGCCCGAGGUAUAAGGCGGGCAUGAAGGAAGGAGUGGACCCGAGUGGCGAGAAGGGCAUUUCUCUCAGGUUCCCGAGGUUUAUUAAGGUCAGAGACGAUAAGAAGCCGGAUGAGGCGACGACGAGUAGGAUGGUGGCUGAGAUGUAUAGGAAGCAGGAGAGCGUGGGGAAGAAUAAGGGACCGGCUGUUGAUGAUAAUUUUGAGUAUUAGUUGGGAAAUGGGCUGGGCUGGACUGGACUGGACUGGACUGGACUGGACUAGGGUUGGGCGAAUGGACUUCAUGGUGGCUAUGAUGCCGU